This is a messenger RNA of Lemur catta (Ring-tailed lemur), 2775 nucleotides long. RefSeq names its product LIM domain binding 2 (gene LDB2). NCBI's taxonomy places the organism in Eukaryota, Metazoa, Chordata, Mammalia, Primates, Lemuridae. The transcript has 8 exons. Gene Ontology annotation, biological process: nervous system development; negative regulation of transcription by RNA polymerase II; positive regulation of transcription by RNA polymerase II. The record is from RefSeq and is a predicted model, not a curated record. Bases 304 to 1245 code for a protein of 313 amino acids. Gene Ontology annotation, cellular component: nucleus; transcription regulator complex. Gene Ontology annotation, molecular function: LIM domain binding.
UUUCCUCCCUACCAACCUCCCUCCCUCCCUCUCUGGAGCUCCUGCUCUCUCCCUCUCCCUUCUCUCGCGCUCUCCCUCCCUCCCUCCCUCUCUCCCUCCCUCCUCGGGCUCUCCCUCUCCUCUCCUGCUAUAGAGGGCUCCGACAGCAGUUCCCAGCCAGUGUGCUCAGCCUGCCUGCCUGCCUCUGUGUGUGUGUGAGCGUGUGUGCGUGCGUCUACUUUGUACUGUGAAGAACACAGCCCAUGUGCUCUGCAUGGACGUUACUGAUACUCUGUUUAGCUUGAUUUUCGACAAGCAGGCAAGAUGUCCAGCACACCACAUGACCCCUUCUAUUCUUCUCCUUUCGGCCCAUUUUAUAGGAGACAUACACCCUACAUGGUACAGCCAGAGUACCGAAUCUAUGAGAUGAACAAGAGACUGCAGUCUCGCACAGAGGAUAGUGACAACCUCUGGUGGGACGCAUUUGCCACUGAAUUUUUUGAAGAUGACGCCACAUUAACCCUUUCAUUUUGUUUGGAAGAUGGACCAAAGCGAUACACUAUCGGCAGGACUCUCAUCCCCCGUUACUUUAGCACUGUGUUUGAAGGCGGGGUGACCGACCUGUAUUACAUUCUCAAACACUCGAAAGAGUCGUACCACAACUCAUCCAUCACAGUGGACUGCGACCAGUGCACCAUGGUCACUCAGCACGGGAAGCCCAUGUUCACCAAGGUAUGUACAGAAGGCAGACUGAUCUUGGAGUUCACCUUUGAUGAUCUCAUGAGAAUAAAAACAUGGCACUUUACCAUUAGACAAUACCGAGAGUUAGUCCCGAGAAGCAUUCUAGCCAUGCAUGCACAAGAUCCUCAGGUCCUGGAUCAGCUGUCCAAAAACAUCACCAGGAUGGGGCUAACAAACUUCACCCUCAACUACCUCAGGUUGUGUGUAAUACUGGAGCCAAUGCAGGAACUGAUGUCAAGACAUAAAACUUACAACCUCAGUCCCCGAGACUGCCUGAAGACCUGCUUGUUUCAGAAGUGGCAGAGGAUGGUGGCACCGCCAGCAGAACCCACAAGGCAACCGACAACCAAACGGAGAAAAAGAAAAAAUUCCACCAGCAGCACAUCCAACAGCAGCGCUGGCAACAACGCAAACAGCACCGGCAGCAAGAAGAAGACCGCGGCCGCAAACCUGAGUCUGUCCAGUCAGGUACCUAUUGCUAGCAUUGCUCGUUCUCCGGUGUCAGGCUGCGCUCUAAGGACAUAAACUCGCGUGGUUGUUACACGUCAGGAGGCGAUGUUUAUUUCCUGUAGAAAUCAAAUAUGCAUCUCGGCCCCCGACACUGAGACUUGACCCCGUUGUACAGCACACGCGUGUGUCUGUCCUAGGUUCCCCAGCUCCUCCCACUGUUGUUUUAAGCUGAGCUUCUCUCUCCCAAGGUUUCCCUGUAAUAAUGUCAGCUGCUGUUCACAGGAUGUGAUGGUGGUAGGAGAGCCAACUCUGAUGGGAGGUGAGUUUGGGGACGAGGACGAAAGGCUAAUCACUAGAUUAGAAAACACGCAAUAUGAUGCGGCCAACGGCAUGGACGACGAGGAGGACUUCAACAAUUCACCCGCCCUGGGGAACAACAGCCCGUGGAACAGUAAACCUCCCGCCACUCAAGAGACCAAAUCAGAAAACCUCCCCCCCCAGACUUCCCAGUAAGACCACCCGCACCAGAUCCACUGUCAGUAGGGGGCACCGUUACAAGUGCAGAUCUUUACUUACAGGAGAGGAAAAGAGGAGAAAUAAAAACUUUUCCAUGCAAAUAUCUAUUUCUAAACCACAAUGAUCUGAUUUUUCUUUCUUUUUUUUUUUCUAAUUGCGAGGAUUAUUCCAAAUAAGCUUCCAUGACCCUUCCGUGGAAGCCUUCACAGGUCGUACAGAUACUGGCACUGAUCGUAAUUAAAACGAGAGAAAACGCUAGCGCAUCUCCUGGCACAGUCUUAACAACGUGUUUGUGUUGAAUUUCCUUUUUACGCAUCAAACAAAGGCCAUAUUGUCCAUAAAUACUCAGUGCUCAGGAUCUCAUUAAUAUGCCGAACCUAACUACAAAUGACUUUUUAAUAUUGUAAAAUAUUUUCUGCUUUUUGACUUGCAUCUGAGAGUUUCUUGUUUCAGUAAAAAAAGAAAAGAAAAAAAAGCAGCUUUGGAACGUAAUUUAAAUGUACCUUUAUUUUUUUUCCUUCACAUUAUUUCUUUCACUGGGCAGCAGCUGAGGGGACCCAGCGAGCUAAUUUGUGGUGGAGCUGUUGGCAAUUGGCUUGCGUAUGAGUUGGCUCAAUUUAGCCCUAGUACUGAAACAAGAAACGUCUUUUUGUCAUCAAAGACGCCAGGGCAGAUUUGUAUGUAAAGAAAGACAAUUGGACCCUUGAGAAUUUAUGCAUUUGUAGAGUUGCUGUUGAUCCAAAUAUUUUCAAGCCAUGUAAUCCAUUAAUUUUGUGGGCAGUUGAAUAAAUCUGAAACUUUUUUGUGUUUUUCAUUGUAUCUGAGUUGGCCAUCCUUUCUUUUCAUAGUAUAUCUCUUGUAUGAUAUUUUGUAAAGCCCUCACCUGGUUCUCUUAUGGGGACUUUUCUUUUUUGGGCACCUCCAGUGUAUUUCUGUGAAACUUUAUAAGAGAACUAAUUUUUCCAUCUGCAUAUUAAUAUGUUCCUCCACACAUGUAAAGACACAGUGGCUCCGUGUGUUAAAAACAGCUGUAUUUUAUGUAUGCUUUACUGAUAAGUGUGCCAAUAAUAAAUUGUGUUAAUGACCAAA